AUGCCGUUGUUCGGUGAAGCAGCAUCGCCGUAUGAUGAUGUGAUUGAAAAGGUCACUGCAGAAACAUGCACAAGCGAAAACUGGACUUUGAUAGUUGAUAUAUGCGAUAAGGUUGCGGCUGAACAAUCCAAGGGUGCAAAGAUGUGCUUGUUAUCAAUCAAAAAACGUUUGAAUCAUCGUGAUCCUCAUGUGGUUUUAUUAGCAUUGUCCGUUCUCGAUUCGUUAUGGAGUAACUGUGGUGUUCAUUUUCGUCGUGAAGUCUCAUCACGAGAGUUCUCACAAGAACUUGCUUCUAAAGCCACACAUAGCAAUCGAAGUGUGGGUGAGAAAACGCGUUUAAUGCUGAAGAAAUGGGCUGAGAACGAGUGUAAAACUGAUGCGUCAUUGGGUCUUAUUGAAUCGUUGUACAACAAUCUGGUCGCUGAAGGACAUUCGUUCGAAAGUGAUACGCCAUCUUCAAAAAUGAAGGUAUCAAUUCUGUGCAAGGUCAUCGCCAUCAAAACUCUGAUAUAUUUUCAGACAUUGAGCUCAGAUCCGAAUGUUGUGCAGAGCGCCGAAGAAGAAGAAGCACUAGCACGUGCUAUAGCAUUAUCGCUAGAUGAUACAAGUCGAAACUGCUCAAUUUAUCCGUCAACAAUCAAUAACGUUCAAAAUAAUGGCUCUACCUCAAAUAAGUGUGUUGAACGUGAUGUGCGUGCGCUGUACGAUUUUGAAGCGGCUGAAGACAAUGAACUGACAUUCGUGACUGGUGACAUAAUCACUGUUUUGGACGAUAGUGAUCAGAAUUGGUGGAAAGGUAGAUCGAGUCGUGGCGAAGGCUUAUUUCCAUCUAGUUUCGUCACUUCUCAGUUGAAUCCGUCACCAGAACCAGCAGCCAAUCCUGAUGAUAAUGCAGAUGACGAUAAACAAUCUCAGCAACAACAACCAGUUCGUGUGGCUCGUAUCGAUGAGUCCGUCCUCCUGGAAUGUCUCCGUUUAUUGGAAGACUGUGAUCCAACUGGUGAGAGGCCAGAUCCGCCAGAACUGGCUGAAGCCGAGAUCAACAGCCACGCACAGGUUAUUCUUCGUACUGAAUCUGCGUAA
This is a messenger RNA of Anisakis simplex (herring worm), 1083 nucleotides long. Lineage: Eukaryota; Metazoa; Nematoda; Chromadorea; Rhabditida; Anisakidae. The record is from the annotation of a GenBank genome assembly.